AACAACAUCGAUCCGGACAAAAUGGCGGAAACGGCGAAUGAAGCUCUGUUGACUGCUGCUGAGAACGGCUCACUUCGAGGCGUAAAAGCGGCUUUGGAAGCUGGUGCAGACAUUGACUACGUCCAGCCAGGCAGCCUUAUAGAGGGUAGGAAUACGGCACUGCUCAUCGCUUCCUUCCUGGGCCAUGUAGAUGUGGUGAAACUGCUGCUUCGCAAGGGGGCGUCUUUAACAAAGAGAGACGCUGUUGCAUCGUCUGCUCCCCUUCAUGGAGCAGCGAGAGAAGGGCAUACAGAAGUGGUGGACUUGCUGGUACAUCACGGUGCAACAUUAGACAUACGGGACGGUCACCAGACUACGCCACUCAUGGCUGCCUGUAUGUACAAACGGGUCGGCACAGUUCGACGACUGAUUGAUCUCGGAGCAAGGGUUGAUUUGACCGACUACCAUGGCUUCACUGCAAAGGGGUACUGUUUCUUUGGCAUAGUGGGAGAAGUCGGAGACCGCGACUGUAUGAAAAUGCUAAAGUUAAUACAGGAGGCAAUGGAGACCAGGCUGCUGAGAUGCUGUAACCCUAUGUGUGGCAAACCAGGCUACAGAUCCACCCUGAAGCUGUGUGCCCAGUGUAAGUUGACCCGGUACUGCAGCCGAGACUGUCAGAAACAACACUGGACUGUCGGACAUAAGAAGAGCUGCGGGCAUGACGCGUACACUGGCGAGACACCAAAUCUAUUGGAUUGCAGGAAGCUGGUCGAGUCAACUGUGGGGUUGCCAAAUUAACACUCCGGUGUAUCU
This is a messenger RNA of Branchiostoma belcheri (Belcher's lancelet), 792 nucleotides long. RefSeq names its product serine/threonine-protein phosphatase 6 regulatory ankyrin repeat subunit A-like. The record is from RefSeq and is a predicted model, not a curated record. Lineage: Eukaryota; Metazoa; Chordata; Leptocardii; Amphioxiformes; Branchiostomatidae. Gene Ontology annotation, molecular function: protein binding. Bases 22 to 777 code for a protein of 251 amino acids. The transcript has 5 exons.